ACUUGAUAAACUCCUCCUCGCUUCGCAACCCCGUUGUGUGAUAUUCCUCGGCCCGCGAGACCUCACUCCAGACACAAGCUCAGAACAAGCCAGCAGACAACAUGUCGAGCUUCUACAUUGAGAACAAAGACGUCGGCCAGAAAGGCGCAAGCGAAGACUGGAGAAUCCGUGGUUACAACCCUCUGACCCCACCGGAUCUGCUCCAGCACGAAAUCGCCCAGACCCCAAACUCCAAGAAGACCGUUCUCGAGAGCAGAGAUGAGGUUGUUGCCGUGGUCAAUGGCACAGAUCCCAAGGGUCGCCUGCUCGUCAUCAUCGGCCCUUGCUCGAUUCACGACCCAAAAGCCGCCCUCGAGUACUGUGACAUGCUGCUGAAGGAGAAGGAGAAGUACAAGGACGAGCUACUGAUCGUCAUGCGUGCCUACCUUGAGAAGCCGCGGACCACAGUCGGCUGGAAGGGUCUGAUUAACGAUCCGGAUAUCGACAACAGCUUCAAGAUCAACAAGGGCUUGCGGAUGUCAAGACAGCUCUUUGUCGACCUUACCGACAAGGGAAUGCCAAUUGCCAGCGAGAUGCUCGAUACCAUCUCCCCGCAGUUCACGGCCGACUUGCUGUCCGCCGGCGCUGUUGGUGCCCGCACCACUGAGAGCCAGCUGCACCGCGAGCUCGCCAGCGGUCUGUCCUUCCCCGUGGGCUUCAAGAACGGCACAGACGGCACGCUGGGUGUGGCGAUUGAUGCUAUCGGCGCGGUCCGGCACCCACACCACUUCCUGUCCGUUACCAAGCCGGGUGUUGUUGCCAUUGUAGGCACGGUCGGCAACGAGGACUGCUACGUCAUCUUGCGCGGCGGCACAAAGGGUGUCAACUACGACGCCAAGAGCAUCGCUGAGGCCAAGGCCGCGCUCGAAAAGGCCGGCGUCAACUCACGCCUCAUGGUCGACUGCAGUCACGGCAACUCUUUGAAGGACCACAAGAAUCAGCCCAAGGUAGCCGCCGACCUAGCCUCGCAGAUCGCCAAGGGCGAGACUGGAAUCAUGGGCCUUAUGAUUGAGAGCAACAUCAAUGAGGGCAACCAAAAGGUGCCCAAGGAGGGCCCCGCAGGUCUCAAGUACGGCGUGAGCAUCACAGAUGCUUGCAUUGGCUGGCAAGACACAGAGUCGGUACUGGCUACGCUCGCCGAUGCCGUCAAGGAGCGGAGGAAACUUCAGGGCACGAAUGGCCAGUAGAUUGCGUUGUCACUCUCAAGGAGCACAGACCGUUCUGUGCUUGUAUCAAAACACGGAGGGAAAAAGUUCAGUACACAAUUAAGAUAUCCGGGAGUCUCUGAUUCUCACAUGUACUGGCGCGGCAGCGGCUACGAAGCCCGCACCGAUUU
Microdochium trichocladiopsis is the source of this 1375-nucleotide messenger RNA. Its product is annotated as 3-deoxy-7-phosphoheptulonate synthase. Gene Ontology annotation, molecular function: 3-deoxy-7-phosphoheptulonate synthase activity. The record is from RefSeq and is a predicted model, not a curated record. NCBI's taxonomy places the organism in Eukaryota, Fungi, Ascomycota, Sordariomycetes, Xylariales, Microdochiaceae. The transcript is spliced from 5 exons. The coding region runs from base 102 to 1226 and encodes 374 amino acids. Gene Ontology annotation, cellular component: cytoplasm. Gene Ontology annotation, biological process: aromatic amino acid biosynthetic process.